Molecule: messenger RNA, 960 nt
Organism: Procambarus clarkii (red swamp crayfish)
Lineage: Eukaryota; Metazoa; Arthropoda; Malacostraca; Decapoda; Cambaridae
Gene: Naa20A
Product: N-alpha-acetyltransferase 20 A
Biological process (GO): N-terminal peptidyl-methionine acetylation
Cellular component (GO): NatB complex
Molecular function (GO): protein-N-terminal amino-acid acetyltransferase activity
Source: RefSeq, a predicted model, not a curated record
ACGUGGGGCUAUGAACAACAAGGCCGGGUUGUCCCAGGCAGGAGUGCUCUCGGCCCUGUGCUGUAGCCGCCCCCUAUAACAACACCACCACCUUCACCCCAGCUGCACGUACCAUAAAGAAGGAGAAUUUGUCGUCGCCCCUCAAUCACCAACAAGAAGGAGAGGCUUUCAGACAUGACUACCUUAAGACCUUUCCGGUGUGAAGACAUGUUUCAUUUCAACAAUGUUAACCUCGACCCGCUGACAGAGACGUAUGGACUGUCUUUCUAUCUCCAGUACUUGGCACACUGGCCGGAAUAUUUCCAGGUGGCUGAGUCUCCCAGUGGAGUCAUCAUGGGCUACAUAAUGGGUAAAGCUGAAGGUCAUGGUGAGAACUGGCAUGGUCACGUUACAGCUCUAACUGUUGCUCCAGAAUAUCGACGGCUGGGUCUUGCUAAGCAGCUAAUGGCCAUCCUGGAAGACAUCUCAGAAAAAAAGCGUUGUUACUUUGUAGACCUAUUUGUACGAGUCAGCAACUUAGUGGCCAUUACCAUGUACAAGAAGUUGGGCUAUAUUGUUUAUCGCACAGUUUUGCAAUAUUAUUCAGGAGACCCGGAUGAAGAUGCUUAUGACAUGAGGAAGGCAUUAUCUCGAGAUGUACAACAGAAGUCGGUUGUCCCACUAACACAUCCUGUUAGACCUGAAGACAUAGAAUAACAGUUAUUGAAAACUGUCAUAUAUUCAUUAAUAAAUUUUUUUACAAAACAUGUAAAAGUUUUCAGUUGUCUUAUUGUUAUUCUCUUUGGCAUACAUCUCCUGGAACAGGGAAAAGCAUAAUUUGUUCAUAUGUACAAUAUGCAUUUCUUUUGUUAUGUUGACAAUAUCUCUUAUGUUGUAUCCUUAAACGUUUCCUUAUGUUAUCUCCCUCACUUCCCAUAUCUAAUUGUUAUGAUUGUGUGUAAUUAUUAGAACAGGACCAUU